CACCCACUGAAUUCUCUGCUCACUCACAGGAGCCCAGAUGCCCUCUGUCUCUGUGAUGUGGCAGUCACUUCUGCCGGCCCUGCUGUGGGCAGCCGAGUGGGUACAGGGAAACAGGAAUGGGAGGCUGAGCAAAGCUGAAUCUUGUUCCCCCAAAAAGUUCCAGAGUCUGAAUCAACAAAACAAGCUGGACCUGUGGACACCAAUGGAGGUGCAGGAGGGUCUGUGUGUCCUCAUUCCCUGCUGUGUCUUCCACUCCAACUUGCACUCCUCCAACGGCUCUGUCUUCGGCUACUGGUUCCGGGAAGGGGCAGAUAUAUACCACGAUUCUCCAGUGGCCACAAAUAACCCAGAUCGAAAAGUGCAGAAUGAGACCCUGGGCCGAUUCCAUCUCACCGGAGACCCACAAAAGAACAGUUGCUCUCUGGACAUCAGAGAUGCUCGGCAAAUGGACACGGGAACGUACUUCUUCAGGCUGGAGAGAGGGUCUUCUGUGAAACAUAGCUACACAAUGGACCAGCUGUCUUUGCAUGUGACAGCUCUGACAUACAGCCCUGAACUCCACAUCCCAGAAAUCCUGGAGCCCGGCCAUCCCAUCCGCCUGAACUGCUCUGUGCCCUGGGCCUGUGAGAGGGGGACGCCCCCCAUCUUCUCCUGGAUAUCAGCUGCCCUCACCUCCCUGGGAUCCAGGACCACACUCUCCUCAGUUCUCAUCCUCAGUCCUCGGCCCCAGGACCAUGGCACCAAUGUCACCUGCCAGGUGAACUUCCCUGGAGUUGAUGUGACUGUGGAGAGAACCAUCCAGCUCAGCGUGUCCUAUGCUCCACAGAACCUGAUGAUCAGUGUGUUCCAGGGAAAUGACACAGAAUCUUCAGCCCUGAGCAAUGGUUCAUCUCUGCACAUCCAAGAAGGAGAGUCCCUGCGCCUGGUGUGUGUCACUGACAGCAACCCUCCUGCCACGCUGAACUGGAUAAGGGAGAAUCUGACCCUGAGACCCUCACAUUUCUCCAACCAUGGGGUUCUGGAGCUGUGUCAGGUGGAGCUGGAAGACAGUGGAAUAUACAUCUGCCAAGCUCAGAACCCGCUGGGUGCUCAGACAGCCUUUGUAAACCUCACUGUGCAGAGCCCCCUGCAACUUCUGGGCCCCUCCUGCUCCUGGAGUGCUGAGGGUCUGCAUUGCAACUGCUCCUCUCGAGCCUGGCCACCCCCCUCCCUGAGCUGGCAACUCGGGGAGGCACUGCUGGAGGGAACCAGCAGCAAUGCCACCAUCAGGCUCAACUCCAGCUCAGCUGGACCCUGGGUCAACAGCUCCCUAAGCCUUUUUAGGAAUCUCAGCUCCAGCCUCUAUGUCAUCUGUGGAGCCCGGAAUAUCCACAGGGCCCAGAAAGGCACUGUUCUCCUGCUUCCAGGUCAGGAAGUUAUGAAGGGCAAGACUGGGGAAAGGGAAGACUGGAAUCUGGAUCCUGUAAGACAAUGGAAUUGAGAAAAAUGGUGCUGAUCCAAAGCAAAGUGGGCCUGGAGUUCAUGGUGCUCUGUCCUUUGGCUGGAGUGGGACAGAAGAGACAGGGAAUUCAGCAUCCAGGAAGGCAAUGGUUCAGGGGGUCGUCGGGGAGCUGGUGCCAUGGUCCUGCUUGCUGCCUUCCUCAGCAUCAUCUUCUGCAUAGUGAAGACCUGCAGGAAGAAAUCCAGGCAGAAAGCAGCGAGUGGGGAUGGCACCCAUCCUGAGGGUCACCUGGAUGCAUCCAAGUCAAACAGCAGCCUACACCACUCACCUACUCCCACGACCCCCAUGGAGAAGGAGCCCGAGCUCCAUUACGCAUCCCUCAACUUCCACAGGCUGAAGUCCAACCAAGACCAGGACCCCAACACCACCGAGUACUCAGAGAUCAAGAUCUGUAAGAGUUGAUGUCUCUCUCCAUGUCCCAACUCUGACUGGACUCCAGAAAAGUCAUCGCUGAGGUUAAUGUCUGCCAGAGACAGAUUCUUGAUAUCAACACAGGUUAUAAAGAAGAAAGUGGCGUUCCUUGAUGUGACUAAAGGGCACAAUUAGAGGUUUCUGGGUUCCCAUCUAGACUUGGGGUUACCUCAGGCAAGGCUCUCUGUACCUCCAUGUCUUCCUGUGCAAUGGGGGUGAUAUUCAUUAUGUACAUUGAGCUGGAAAAUGCAGUUUGUGUUGUUAAAUGUCUUGUUAUGUGUGUGAUUCUGAAUCGUGUUGACCUCAGCAGGGUGGAGGAAGAUGUUAUCUUUUGACUCUAAUGUAUGCUCCUAUGUUGCACGGCUAUUUUUAAGAACAUUUGCUAUCUUAAAAAACAAAUCUCCUUUUGGUCAUUUUCACCCUAGAAAUAACCAGCUCCCUGUCUAUUGAAACUGUUUUCUGUUCCUAAUAAACUUUAUUAUCACUUUCACUAUAAUUUGCAUCUUCUCCAGUGAACUCAAGGGUUGCCAUAGCUUCACUGACUUUCUGGCAUCAUUUUUGGUGCUGUGGCUCAGGUCUUGCACAUCUGUUUCUGCAAGAGCUCAGAACAGUCUUCCUAAAUUAUGUAGGAUUGAGGCCAUGCCUGUUCAUUCAUCCCUGCAAGUGCUAUUCCACUGUUUCAAUUCUGGCUGCUUUUUCUCCCUUGCCCAGUGUCAUCUUCAGGUGGCCUAACACGCAUGACUUGCUUUGAGGUUCCUUCCAGGUUCUGCCUCUGCCUUUCCUACUGAGUUCCUGAGUGCCAGGUGCUUCCUUUCAGGCUGGUGUUCACUGCAUCGCCAAACAUCAGCCCCAGGGGACCCCUAUCAGAUGCUAUUGGUGAUGACUGGUUCUGCCUUGAUACCUUACAGAGCUGGCUUUCUAAUUCAAUUUUUUUUCUUGGUAAUGGGGUUUGAACUCAUGGCCUCACACUUGCUAGGAAGGUGCUCUAACACUUGAGCCACUCCACCAGCCCCCAGAGUUGGGUUUCUUUAACCCUUGUUAGACACCUGGUUCCAACAUCAUUGAAGCAGUCUCUAGAAUACUCCUUACAUCAGAUAUAGGGGAUCUAUGAGGCCCUUAUCUUUCUACCUUCAAGGCUUCAAAGGCUUUACUUUCCCUUUUAUGACCCCUCCCUGUCUCUGUCCCUAUGGCUCCAAUCUUUUGGACUGAGCUUCUCACUUUGAGACCCCCAUCUUGGAAAGAGCUUAUUCCAACAAUAGUCUUCUUCUGUUCUUAAGGCACUGCCUUUGUUGUUGGCCCACUGCCCAAUCUUUUCAAGGACUCCCCUUUUGUGCGAUCUCAGAUUCAAUUAGAUGAAACUCCCCAUGCCAUAAGAGAUAUUCAGAGAUAGAUGAAACAAGAUUGUUUCUUGAGCUGGACCACAGGGAAACACAGAUACUAGAAGAACCAGAAGACUGUAAAGAGUGUGCUACACUAGUUUCCUGGUUUCCAGAGGUUUCCCUUGAAAGUGACCCUAUGGAUGUACCUAGCUCAGGGGCUGGGGGGGGACACCUCUUCCUCAACCUAGGCUUCAAAUUCUCUCUCUGGAUGGAACACAUGGUCUGGAUGAUGACAGUUAACUCUCCCUUUCUUCCAGAUUGGCAAUGUGUCAUCUAUUCAUACAGACUCACCCCUUUAAAAGUGAAACAAAUAUAACUCUGAGACAUUAAAACAAAAAAGACAUAUUCUUUUUCAAUACUGUCUGGCCACUAUAUGAUCUUGGCUCUAAAGAAAAAUAGCCUGGAAAUGGAAGCUUUAGCCAUAAUAACCCUUCUGUAAGAGGGAAAGAGGCCAAAUGUGUCUGGCCCACUGAGGACAUUCUAGAUAUUCCCCAGCUCUCUUGUUCCACUCUGCCGCCCUACACAGUUCCCUAUCAUUCUUCCCCAUCCUUCUAGCUCUGUCUGUGAGGUUUCUCCCAUCACCUGUCUGGCUCAUGAUCUGUUUUGUGGAGACCUUUUCCAAAAACCCAAUAGGUUCAAUGGAUCCUCUCCUGGCUCUACCAUGUGUAUCCUGAGGAACUAACCCCUCUCCUUGUCUUCCUUUCCCUGGAAACUUCCCACUCCCUACCCCUAGUGCUUUAACUUUCUGGACAGACUGCUGUUCUGCCCUCUGCCCAGAGGGAAAGCCUUUUGUUCUCUUCAGACAUUUUUUGUGCAACUGGUUAAAUUCCAGACUGAUUCAAAAGUCUACAAUAUAUGGGUCUAUAAGCAAAUGUGGUUUUUGUAAAUUAUUUUUAUAUAGAGAAACAGUUUAAUGUUGUAUUCUUCCUGGAUCUUUGUUGAAAUAUAAUGCUACUAAGAGUGUUUUAUUUUAUUGGGAAAAGAAUGAUUUUGACUAAAUUCAGAAGUUUUAUAAAGGGGAUGAAGGUGUGUCUCAAGUAGAAAAGGACCUGCCUAGCAAGUUCAAGGCCCUAAGUUCAAACCCUAGUACUUGCAAAACUUCAGUAAAAACCUGCGUUGUGAUUACAAUAACUAUUCUCAUCUUAGAGAGAUCUACUCUCAGUACAUGUUAUACAACUACCAAAUGGGGAAAAAUAAUAACUCAUCUCUAGAAUAUCAGUUGGUGGUGAGGAUAGAGCCAUGAAGCUCUCAUACACCAUGGGCAGGAGUAGGAAUUGGUGCAGCCAAUACAAAAAAAUGUCUGUCACUCUCCACCAACACUGAGCAUACAUUAACAGUAGAGAGGGGUUUGUGGGAAUAUUUCCAAGGUGAGUACAGAGGACUUCCCUUUCCUUACAUUGGCCAUCAAGAUGUUGGAUAAGUGUCAGUUAAUUAGUUUCCCAAUUAUCUAUGAUAACAAUUGGUACUGUUCAAGAUUUGGUGAAGGUGCAGAAAUAAAAUAUAUUUCAAUAAAGUUCCUAUAAAGGCGGCAUAGGUUAUUGAACACAUAAUUAGGGCCCAGGGCCUGAGGCCCAAGGGAAAGAGCACCUAGGGUUGAGAAGUAUCAACUAAACUUUGUUUUUUAGCAUUCCUUAAUUUUGUGUUAGUAUAUUUAUUGUACAAAAGGGUUUCAUUGUGAUAUUUCCAUCCAUGCAAGUAACAUACGUUGAUCAAAUUCACCCCUUCUAAACAGGAAGGUAAAACAGGUCCUGGCUGGGUGUUGGCAUCAGUGCGAAGAGGGAGGAUAUAAAGAAAGAGUGUAGGAGGGUGAAUAUGGUGGAAUAUAUGUACUCAUGUAUGAAAAUGGAAAAUGAGACCUGUUGAA
Castor canadensis (American beaver) is the source of this 5155-nucleotide messenger RNA. The record is from RefSeq and is a predicted model, not a curated record. NCBI's taxonomy places the organism in Eukaryota, Metazoa, Chordata, Mammalia, Rodentia, Castoridae.